GUCCCUCCUGCAGCGUCCCCUGCCAUCUCCUCAUCUGUCUUCCGGGUUCCAUUCCCUGCGACGUCAGGGCAUAGGAGGGGACGUAACCGGUGGGAAAUGAAGCAAAAAUUUGAAAUAAAAUCACAUAGUAAAACAUUACUGUAUCAAAGUAUUUCACAUACAUUUUGUCCCGAGUGCUUUGUCCUGUGCCCUGCCUGCAUUUAACUGUUCUUUGUGCCUGGAAAUUGAGAAACGUUCAUGGCGUCCAGAAAGCAUCCCUUUAGGUCAAAAGCAGUUUAAGACCAGCUAGAGAACAGGGAUAGUAAAUUAGAACCACUUGCAGAAUUGA
Molecule: messenger RNA, 328 nt
Organism: Staurois parvus
Lineage: Eukaryota; Metazoa; Chordata; Amphibia; Anura; Ranidae
Source: the annotation of a GenBank genome assembly